This is a messenger RNA of Mercenaria mercenaria, 480 nucleotides long. RefSeq names its product prothoracicotropic hormone-like. The transcript is spliced from 2 exons. The record is from RefSeq and is a predicted model, not a curated record. Bases 1 to 480 code for a protein of 159 amino acids. NCBI's taxonomy places the organism in Eukaryota, Metazoa, Mollusca, Bivalvia, Venerida, Veneridae.
AUGAAAUGUAAGGUUUUUGAACUGAGUGUCUUGGCUGCCAUUGCUGUUCUCUUCAACAACCCAGCUAUAGCAAAACCAACAGAGUUGCAAUCACAUCAAAACGAAAUAAAACGAACGAUUCAGUCUAACUUGGCUACAAGCAGACUAUAUCUACAGGGUCAUACAUCUAACAGAACGGUACCGGAAUCUGACGCAGGAUAUCCUUUGCCUACUGACUGGCAUUGUCUUUCUUUAACUCGAUGGCGUGACCUGGGAGAAAACUAUUACCCAAGAUUUAUAAAGCAAGAAUUAUGUACUUCAAGGCAAUGUUACAACGAUUUCUACACGUGCUUUCCGCAGUAUUACCCAUUAACAGUACUGAGAAAACGUCGUGAUAAUGAGGAAUCACGUGAAGAAACAGCCCUUCCUCUGCAGCUCAGAGAAAUGUGGGUGUUUGAAGUAAUAGAUGUGCCAGUGGCCUGUAUGUGUGGAACAGGAUAA